AUGGCGGCCUCAUCUUCGAGAGGGAGGAGUAGCUCGCCGUUUCACCACAGGAAACCGUCGAGUCCAUACUCAUCUACGUCAUCUUCAUCGUCUCUGAUGAACGGCCGCCUCAUGCCGCGCUCCUGCUCCUCCUCAGCCGCUUCGUUUUACGGAGGUGGUGGUGGAUAUGGAUCGAGAUCCAUGACUCCCAGCAGGAGUAGUGCCGACCCAUCGUACUCUCGGGGUUACAACAAUCGUACACCUGUCAGUUAUCCUUCAAUGGACGAGGCGCUGAUUGGCGAGCCACUGGAGACUACAUCGAGAUCGGGAGAUAGCAUUUCAGUGACAAUUAGAUUUAGACCGAUGAGUGAAAGGGAGUAUCAGAGAGGUGAUGAGAUUGCUUGGUAUGCUGAUGGCGAUAAACUUGUUAGGAAUGAGUACAACCCCAUGACUGCUUAUGCCUACGAUAAAGUCUUUGGACCCAAUACCAAUACUCAAGAAGUGUAUGAAGUAGCUGGUCGACCGGUAGUGAAGGCUGCAAUGGAGGGUGUAAAUGGAACGGUAUUUGCUUAUGGUGUUACAAGUAGUGGAAAGACACACACCAUGCACGGAGAUCAAACUUCACCAGGAAUUAUACCAUUGGCUAUAAAAGAUGUCUUCAGCAUUAUUCAAGAUACUCCUGGAAGUGAAUUCUUACUUCGCGUGUCAUAUCUUGAAAUCUACAAUGAGGUGAUUAAUGAUUUGCUGGACCCAACCGGUCAAAAUUUGCGUGUGAGAGAAGAUGCCCAGGGUACUUACGUUGAGGGUAUAAAAGAAGAAGUUGUCUUGUCCCCUGGACAUGCACUUUCAUUCAUUGCUGCUGGAGAAGAGCAUCGGCAUGUUGGUUCCAAUAAUUUCAAUUUAUUUAGCAGCCGGAGCCAUACAAUAUUCACAUUGAUGAUUGAAAGUAGCGCUCAUGAUGACGAUUAUGAUGGAGUGAUAUUCUCACAGCUGAACUUAAUUGAUUUAGCGGGAUCUGAGAGCUCAAAAACCGAAACAACCGGUUUAAGGAGAAAAGAAGGAUCGUACAUUAAUAAAAGUCUUCUAACGCUUGGAACUGUGAUUGGAAAACUAAGUGAAGGAAAGGCAUCUCAUGUUCCUUAUCGAGAUUCAAAGCUAACUCGCCUUCUACAAUCUUCUCUAAGUGGGCAUGGACAUGUUUCCCUUAUAUGUACGGUUACUCCGGCUUCGAGCAAUAUGGAGGAAACACACAAUACAUUAAAAUUUGCAAGUAGGGCAAAACGUGUUGAAAUAUAUGCCUCACGUAAUAAGAUAAUUGAUGAAAAAUCAUUGAUCAAGAAAUAUCAGAAGGAAAUAUCUUUUCUUAAGCAAGAACUUGAUGAACUUAAGAAGGGAAUGCUUGCUGGCGUCAGUCAUGAGGAAAUUUUGACCCUAAAACAGAAGUUGGAAGAAGGGCAAGUGAAAAUGCAAUCAAGAUUGGAGGAAGAAGAGGAAGCCAAGGCUGCUCUAAUGAGCAGAAUCCAGAGGUUAACAAAGUUAAUACUUGUUUCCUCGAAAAAUACAGUACCGGGAUAUUUGGGAGACAUCUCCUCUCACCAAAGGAGCCAUUCUGCUACUGAGGAUGAUAAGUUGGAUGUUCCACGAGAGAGUAAUUUGCUCAUUGAUGGCGAGAAUCAGAAGGACUCCCCACCUUCUGCUUUGUCUAUGUCAUCAGAUGCUUAUGCUUCAAUACACAGAAGAGCAUCUAGCAAUUGGAAUGAGAAUUUAUCACAGGCUGGCAGUACAAUAACUGAGACAACUCAAGUGGGUGAACUUAUUAGUGGUUCUUGCUGCACGUCAAAAAUGCCUAUUGACGGGAUGUCAAUGUCAGAUCAGAAUGACCUCCUUGUUGAGCAAGUGAAAAUGCUUGCUGGAGAGAUUGCACUCAGCACUAGUACCCUGAAACGUUUGAUAGAGCAGUCUAUAAAUGAUCCUGAAAGCUCUAAAACUCAGAUUCAGAACUUGGAGCUUGAAAUCGAAGAAAAGAGAAAGCAGAUGAGAGUCUUGGAACAGCGCAUUGUCGAGAAUGGUGAAGCAUCGGUUGGUAAUGCAUCUAUGGAUGAAAUGCAGCAGACAGUCAUGAAACUGAUGGCACAGUGUAGUGAGAAAGGUUUUGAGUUAGAGAUUAAAUCAGCGGACAACCGUAUACUCCAGGAACAGCUGCAGAAUAAGUUUGCUGAAAACAAGGAACUGCAAGAGAAAAUUAUUCAUCUGGAGCAGCGACUUGCUUCAGUUUCUGUUGACAAAUUAUCAUACUCUUCUGAACAGCGUGCUUCCAAUGAAUGUGUCGACGAGUUGAGAAAAAAAAUGCAGUUUCAGGAAAUUGAGAAUGAGAAACUAAAGCUAGAACACGUUCAUACCGUAGAGGAAAAUAGUGGAUUACGUGUACAGAAUCAGAAAUUGUCUGAAGAAGCUUCUUAUGCUAAGGAACUAGCUUCUGCUGCUGCAGUUGAGCUGAAAAAUUUAGCUAGUGAAGUAACCAAGCUUUCAGUACAGAAUGCAAAACUAGAAAAAGAAUUACAGGCUUCUCAUGAGUUGAAGUCUAGAAGUUCCAGUUUACAAACUGGUAAUACUGGAAACCGCAAAUACCACGAUGGCCAAAGGACUGGUCGCAGAGGUCGGCUUACUCGAGUGAAUGAUGGUUCUGGAAUGGUCCAUGAUGACUUUGACUCAUGGAGCCUUGAUCCUGAUGAUCUAAAGAUGGAGUUACAAGCCAGGAAACAAAGGGAGUCAGCCCUAGAAGCUGCCUUGGCUGAGAAGGAAAUUUUGGAAGACGACUACAGGAAAAAGUUUGAAGAGGCAAAAGAGAGGGAGGCGGCUCUGGAAAAUGAUUUGGCAAACAUGUGGGUGCUUGUUGCUCAGCUAAAGAAAGAGCGAAGUGUUGUGCAAGAAUCAAAGAUUAGUGAUGGACAGAAUGAUGAUACCGAUCAAAACAGUGAUUUAAGAAUGGAUAACGUUGACUACAAGGAUCCUAUCCUUAAAGAUACACAAGAUCAAGAUCGUACAACACAAGCUUCUGACGUUUCUAAAGAAGAACCACUUGUUCUACGCCUGAAGGCUAGAAUGCAAGAAAUGAAGGAGAAAGAACUUAAGCACAAUGGGAAUCUGCAAUGCUACUUCCCUGUCGUCAUUUUUGCUUAUGUAAAUCUUGUUCGCUUGCCUGUUCUGAAUGUCCUAUUUGCCGCACAAACAUUGCAGAUAGGAUUUUUGCCUUUACUUGACUUUGCACUUCUUACCCUCGAAAAAGGUUGUAAUUGUUCAUCUGCUAGUUAUUUUCGUCAAAAUGGGAGGUGUAAUUCUUUCAUUUACUGUUAUAUCACUGUGCUUUCUUUAUAUUUCUCCCUGAGUAAUUGUAAAAUAAAAGGACCCUGGAAAAGGGAGGAAAAUGGAGAACAUGGUAAAGGCGCGAUGCUUCGCAUCUCAAAUACAUUAGCACCCCAUUGUGAUGCUUCAUUCGAACCUGUAUAA
Molecule: messenger RNA, 3486 nt
Organism: Fraxinus pennsylvanica
Lineage: Eukaryota; Viridiplantae; Streptophyta; Magnoliopsida; Lamiales; Oleaceae
Source: the annotation of a GenBank genome assembly